UUUAAUAAAUUAUUCAUUGGAGGGAAGGGAAAAAAAACUAGGCUGCAGCUGAAAUGCUGAUGUCAGGAGGCAAAUGCAGUGUAGUAUGGUGCGGUCAGAAUAAGGAAUGCCUGUCAGCCAGCUCCUGCUGAGCCUCUGUCCUCACUACUUCACAGUGCACACACAUACGCUCAGUCUGGGGGGGUCAGGAUGAUGGCGUUUAUUAAGGAACCCCUGCUAAUUUUUAUUUUGUUUGGAUGCAUGCAGCAAGCUGUUCAACUUAAGAAACCUGUGAAGUGUCCAUCCACAUGCAGCUGCUCCAAGGAAUCCGUUAUCUGUGUCGGCUCUUCCUGGAUCCCAAGGACCGUUCCCAGCGACAUCAGCUCCUUGAGUCUGGUCAAUGGGACAUUUUCUGAGAUCAAGGACAGAAUGUUUUCUCAUCUUCCCUCCCUGCAGCUGCUCUUGCUGAAUUCUAACUCAUUUACUGUCAUUCGAGAUGAUGCCUUCGCUGGUCUCUUUCACCUCGAAUACCUGUUUAUUGAAGGGAAUAAAUUAGAGACAACCUCCCGACAUUCAUUCAGAGGCCUGCGAGAUCUAACUCACCUAUCCCUGGCCAAUAACCACAUUAAAACUCUUCCAAGAGACAUUUUCAGUGAUUUGGAUUCUCUCAUUAACUUAGAUUUACGCGGCAAUAGAUUUGAGUGUGACUGUAAAGCCAAGUGGCUGUUUUCCUGGCUUAAAAUGACAAACUCCACGGUGUCUGAUGUGCUGUGUGUUGGGCCUUCUGAAUAUCAAUGGAAGAAGCUGAAUGAAUUAACAAGCUUUAAUUCAGACUGCAUAACAACAGAUUUUGUUGUCCAUCAGAUAUUACCCCACCAGUCUGUCUCUGUGGAUACCUUUCAGUAUAAGGAUGACGUCUUUGUGGCUAUAGCACAGCCUAGCAUGGAGAAUUGUAUGGUUCUGGAGUGGGACCACAUUGAAAUGAACUUCAGAAGUUACGACAACAUCACAGGCCAGUCCAUUGUUGGAUGCAAAGCUAUACUCAUCGAUGAUCAAGUGUUUAUGGUGGUGGCACAGCUGUUUGGUGGUUCCCACAUAUACAAGUAUGAUGAAAGCUGGGCCAAGUUCACCAAAUUCCAAGACAUUGAGGUCUUGCGUAUAUCCAAACCAAAUGACAUUGAGCUUUUUCAGAUUGAAGGUGAAAUAUUUUUUGUGAUUGCAGAUAGCUCGAAGGCUGGUUUGACCACUGUGUAUAAGUGGAACGGCAAAGGGUUUUACACCCACCAAUCUCUCCACGAAUGGUUCCGAGACACAGAUGCAGAAUUUAUCGAAAUGGACGAGAAGCCUCAUCUUGUGUUAUCCAGCCGGUCUCAGGUUCCUCUCAUAUUACAGUGGAACAAAAGCACACAGAAAUUCAUCCCUUAUAGUGAUAUACCAAACAUGGAAGACGUUCUGGCGGUUAAGAGUUUCAAAAUGAAAGACGGACUUUACAUUUCAUUGACCAGGUUUAUUGGUGACUCCAAAAUCAUGAAGUGGAACAGUAAGCAGUUUGUCGAGAUCCAGGCUCUUCCAUCACGUGGAGCAAUGGCGUUGCAACCGUUUGCCUUUAGGGAUAGAUAUUACUUGGCACUGGGCAGUGACUAUACAUUUUCACAAAUCUACCAGUGGGACUCUGAGAAGAAGACUUUUGAGAAGUUCAAAGAGAUCUAUAUUCAAGCACCUCGUUCUUUCACAGCAGUGUCGACUGAUCGACGAGAUUUUGUCUUUGCUUCCAGCUUUAAAGGAAACACUCAGAUUUUUGAACAUGUCAUUGUCGACCUGAGCUUGUAAGGACACACAGUAGGUAGUAAAUAACAUUUGCCAUGUACUUAUGGUGGACUAGAUGGAACUAUGUAUUGUCAAAGGCUAGCCUGCAUUUUGCAUAAAUGCAUAUUUGGAUUAUCUGCAUGACCUUUUUUGUUUAUUACUUUUAUUAAUUUUCAAAAAUUUUGUAACGGAUGCUAGGCAACUGCUGUGGAAUGCCUAUAACAAACAAAGCAUAUAUACUUUUUGAAAAUGUCAAUGGAAGCUGUUGGGGUACUGCAUAUGUUAUUAGGCUAGCCAUAGAACAGUAUUAGGCAAAAACAAGUCCCAGCAUUAGAGCAUGCUGAUACUCAGAGUUUUACAACAGCUGGCAAACCCCGGUUGCCUAUCUCUGUCGUAGUAGGCUAAUGGAAAGUAUACUCUGUGCUACCAUUUUCCUUGUAACACUUAAUCAUUUUUUUUUUCUAGAAUAUUUCUACAGUUUUAUUGUUUGUAUGAUGUAAUGACCAUGUUUUGUAUAUUUGGGAUACAAACUGGAGACUUAAAAGUAGAAUAAAUAAAUUGAAAACAAUAAAAAUAAAUUAUAGUGUCUAUAUGCAAACUUUUCAUGGUUGCUGCAACAUAUUUGAGUAUGACAAUAA
Pseudophryne corroboree (corroboree frog) is the source of this 2423-nucleotide messenger RNA. RefSeq names its product leucine rich repeat LGI family member 2 (gene LGI2). Gene Ontology annotation, molecular function: protein binding. The transcript has 8 exons. Gene Ontology annotation, biological process: inhibitory synapse assembly. Lineage: Eukaryota; Metazoa; Chordata; Amphibia; Anura; Myobatrachidae. The coding region runs from base 190 to 1809 and encodes 539 amino acids. The record is from RefSeq and is a predicted model, not a curated record.